This is a messenger RNA of Penaeus indicus, 493 nucleotides long. RefSeq lists its product as uncharacterized. The transcript has 4 exons. The coding region runs from base 134 to 445 and encodes 103 amino acids. NCBI's taxonomy places the organism in Eukaryota, Metazoa, Arthropoda, Malacostraca, Decapoda, Penaeidae. The record is from RefSeq and is a predicted model, not a curated record.
GUUUGAUUCCUAAAAAAAACAAACAAUGUCAUGCUGGUGAGAUGAAUUACCCUCUUCACACACACACAAUGUACACUCACAGGCUUAUUAAGGAAGGUCAAGACAAGCACAGGCCUCGUACGCAUACAGCAUAAUGCUUCGGCCGACCACAUGCUACCAUAUGCGGCUCCUUCAUGGCCAGGCGCCCUCCCAGAUACCCACGGCAGAGGACGAUCGCCUUCCGUCCACACACCUGACGCCGGCCAACAGGGACAGCGUUGGACGGAGACGUAUUUUCCUACUUCAGUCGCUACAGACGUCAUUUUGCAAUCCAGGCACAGAGUUCAUGACUACUGCUGCCAGGCCAAUCUGUCAACUGAAUUCCUGGUCUGACAACUCACGAACUAAUCUACCAAGGUAUAUAAAAUAUCAAAACUUUAAUAUCUUCACUGCAAGCACACACUAACUGAACAGUCCCCCAAAGACCAGGGAUUUGCUUCUUUGCUAAAUGCAU